This is a messenger RNA of Dujonia railenensis, 2034 nucleotides long. NCBI's taxonomy places the organism in Eukaryota, Fungi, Ascomycota, Pichiomycetes, Serinales, Debaryomycetaceae. The record is from the annotation of a GenBank genome assembly.
AUGUCUGAAAUUGAUAAGAAAACCGUCGCUACCAUCCGUUUGUUGGCAGUGGAUGCAGUUGAUGCUGCACAAUCUGGACACCCAGGUGCCCCAUUGGGACUUGCUCCAGCCGCUCACGCUGUGUGGCAACAAAUGAAGUUCAAUCCUUCAGACAAGAAGUGGAUCAACAGAGAUAGAUUCGUUCUCUCCAACGGUCACGCUUGUGCCUUGUUGUAUGCCCUUUUAACCCUUUACGGGUUCGGCUUGACUGUGGACGACUUGAGACAAUUUAGACAAUUGAACUCCAGGACUCCAGGUCACCCAGAAGCCUUGGAUGUUCCAGGUGUUGAAGUCACUACUGGUCCUUUAGGUCAAGGUAUUGCCAAUGCUGUUGGUUUAGCUAUUGCUCAAAAGCAAUUUGCUGAAACCUACAACAAGCCAGACUUGACUCUUAGUGACUCUUACGUUUACGCUUUCUUGGGUGACGGUUGUUUGAUGGAAGGUGUUUCCAGUGAAGCCUCCUCUUUAGCUGGUCACUUGCAAUUGAACAAUUUGAUUGCCUUCUGGGAUGACAACAAGAUCUCCAUUGAUGGUUCUACCCAAGUUGCUUUCACCGAAGACGUUAUCAAGAGAUACCAAGCUUACGGUUGGAACACUUUAGAAGUUGCUAAUGGUGACGAUGACUUAGAAGCCAUCACUCAAGCUAUUUUGGAAGCCAAGAAGAGUACCAACAAGCCAACUUUAAUUAGAUUGGUCACUACCAUUGGUUUCGGUUCUUUAGCCCAAGGUACCCACGGUGUUCACGGUGCCCCAUUAAAGGCUGAUGACAUUAAGCAAUUGAAGACCAAGUUUGGCUUCAACCCAGAUGAAAAGUUUGUCAUCCCACUUGAGGUCACUGAAUACUUGGCCAAGCACGUCAAGGCCAACCAAGAAGUUGAAGCUGAAUGGAAGAAGACCUUAGACGCCUACGUUGCUAAGUACCCAACUGAAGGUGCUGAAGUCCAAAGAAGAUUAUCAGGAAAGUUACCAGAAGAUUGGGAAAAGACUUUACCAUCUUACACUCCAGCUGACAAGGCUGUUGCCACUAGAAAGUUGUCUGAAUUGACUUUAGAAGCUAUUCACAAGAACUUGCCAGAAUUAAUUGGUGGUUCCGCCGAUUUGACCCCAUCUAACUUAACCAGAACUACUGAUGCUGUUGAUUUCCAACCUCCAUCAACUGGUUUAGGUGACUACUCUGGUCGUUACAUUAGAUACGGUGUCAGAGAACAUGGUAUGGGUGCCAUCAUGAACGGUAUUGCUGCCUUCGGUGCCAACUACAAGAAUUACGGUGGUACUUUCUUAAACUUCGUCUCCUACGCAGCCGGUGCAGUCAGAUUAUCUGCCUUGUCUCACCACCCAGUUACUUGGGUCGCUACCCACGAUUCCAUUGGUUUAGGUGAAGAUGGUCCAACCCAUCAACCUAUUGAAACCUUGGCUCACUUCAGAGCUAUUCCAAACUUAUCUGUCUGGAGACCAGCCGAUGGUAAUGAAACUUCAGCUGCUUACAAGUCAGCAAUUGAAUCUACCUCUACCCCACACAUCAUUGCCUUAACCAGACAAAACUUACCUCAAUUGGAAGGCUCUUCUAUCGAAGUUGCUUCCAAGGGUGGUUACACUUUAAUCAAGCACGAUAAGCCAGAUGUCAUCAUUGUUGCUUCUGGUUCCGAAGUUGCCAUUGCUGUCGAAGCUUCCAAGAAGUUGGGAUCUGAAGGUUUCAAGGCUGGUGUUGUUUCAUUGCCAGACUUCUUGACUUUCGACAAACAACCAUUUGACUAUCAAUUAUCUGUUUUACCAGAUGGUGUUCCAAUCUUGUCUGUUGAAGUUAUGUCUACUUUCGGAUGGUCUAAGUACUCUCACGAACAAUUCGGAUUGAACAGAUUCGGUGCAUCCGGUAAGGGACCAGAAAUCUACAAGUUCUUUGAAUUUACUCCAGAAGGAGUCUCUUCCAGAGCCGCAAAGACUAUUCAAUUCUACAAGGGUAAGACUAUAUUUUCUCCAUUGAACAGAGCUUUUUAA